Messenger RNA from Cylindrotheca closterium, 843 nucleotides. The record is from the annotation of a GenBank genome assembly. NCBI's taxonomy places the organism in Eukaryota, Bacillariophyta, Bacillariophyceae, Bacillariales, Bacillariaceae.
AUGAAUCUGCUGUGGCAUGUUGCAGCCCCAUUGGUCAGCUUGGCCGUCUUUGUGGCUCAAAAGAAGAAUCAGAUCAAUAAUUUCUUGAUGGGUUUCUUUCGGGACAUUGGUCGGAUCAAGGCCAAGAACCGACGCCUUCAAAAGGCCUCAGCUAUGAUUGCUUCCACACCGACGAAUGAAGCGAGCAAUUGGGAUAUUUUGCUGAAACGCGAUGAUCCCUUAGAGGGAAUUGACUUGGAUGCCAACGAUGACUUGUUGACAAAUGGCGAGUCCGAUCCAGAUGCACCUGCAACAUCUUCCUUGACCACAUUUACUUUGGCAGAACUCUCAGAAUAUGGAAAUGGGCAAAAUGGCAAUCCAAUUCUUUUGUCCCUCUUUGGCCGAGUCUACGACGUGUCUGAAGGUACCAAAUUCUAUGGGGAAGGUGGGAAAUACCAUAUCUUUGCAGGUCAUGACAUUACUUAUGCCCUGUCAACUGGGUGCAAGACUCUGGAAUGUGUGGACGUCAGACGUUCAGCUCAAGAAGCAGAGCAAGAAGAAGAAUCCAAGCAUGUGCUGGAGGACUUGACGGAGAAGCAAUUAAAGGAAGGCAAGAGGUGGUUAUCUUUCUUUCACUUACACGACAAGUACAACUUGGUAGGUCGACUGGAGGAAGAUCGGGAUAGUUGGUUGGAUGCGCUAGUGGAUAGCGACAUUAAGAAAGAUAAGGAGGAAGACCAAGGAGAAGAAGGUGUUCAAGACGAACAAGGAGUAGAAACAGAAUGUGGGGGGAAUGAAGCUAAAGAGAAUGAAGAAGUCAAUGCGGAAGGCGGAGAACAAGCAAUCCCUGCAGAUUCAAACUGA